This is a messenger RNA of Paramuricea clavata, 475 nucleotides long. The record is from the annotation of a GenBank genome assembly. NCBI's taxonomy places the organism in Eukaryota, Metazoa, Cnidaria, Anthozoa, Malacalcyonacea, Plexauridae.
AUGCGAGUUGGUGAGAAGAGGAAAGGCAGUCCUGAUGUACAACUUCUUGGUGGAAAGAGAAAAGACACGGAUGGACGGAACGAACAAAAGAAUGUUGUUGAUAAAAAAGAAACUGCAGCGAGAGAUGUUAUUGCAAGGCAGGACAUUGAGACAAGGAAGAAUGAUGUGAGGGUACGAAACAAGCGGAGAAUUGUUCGGGCAGUCGGUGACACAAACCUCGCUGCGGAACGCAACAUCGGUGCAACGAGUGAUUUUCUUAUUACGAAAGUCAUCAGAGCAAAGAAUGAUGGUGGUGCAAGAAAUGAUGAAAAGGCGAAGGAAAGUUCUGGCACCAGAAUGAGCGCUGAGCAGAGAAAUGAGGGUGAUAUGACCAGCAACACAACAGAGAUCACAAGGAAAGAUUUUGCUGCCCACAAUAAUAGUGACUCCAAGGAAGAUGCUGGCAGUGUACUCAGUGGCGAAGAAAGUGACAACA